UUCUUCUUCUUCUUCUUCUACUUCUUCUUAUAGCAUUUCCUUUUGAUCAAUCCAACAGUAUUCUAAAUUCUAAUUCUUCUUCACCAUGAACUCAUCAAACCCCAAUCAGAAAUUUGACGAGUAUGCAACAGCAACGGGAGUCCCGGUACCUCAAGGCUUUCAGCAUCAGCCUAGGUUGGGCGCUUGGUCCUCGGGACUUUGCGACUGCUUCUCCGACUGCUCGAGCUGUUGCUUGACGUGUUGGUGUCCAUGCAUCACUUUUGGACGAGUUGCUGAGAUUGCAGACCAAGGAUAUACCUCUUGUGGUACCGCAGGAGUACUUUAUUUUCUACUUGGUGCCGUCACUGGUUUAACUUUCUGCUACUCUUGCUUAUAUCGCACAAAGAUGAGGCAGCAAUUCACACUUGAAGAGAGUCCUUGUUGCGACUGCUUGGUUCAUUUUUGCUGCGAGCCGUGUGCCCUGUGUCAAGAAUAUCGCGAGCUCCAAAGCCGUGGAUUCGACAUGUCUAUCGGAUGGCACGGUAAUGUGGAGAGGCAAAACCGGGGAGUGGCAAUGGGAGCAACAGCUCCUUACGUGGAAGGUGGCAUGGAAAGAUAAAGAGUGGAUGUCGUUGUGUGAUUGAGAAAGACAGUCUUCUUUUGGACAAAUGUAUCAUAUUUAUCUGUUUAUUUGUCCUUACGAAAAAUUAUAUAUUUUAAAGUUUUUAAAGUGAUAUCAAAUAAUAAUAAAGUAUUAAAAAUUAUUGAGU
Messenger RNA from Pistacia vera, 749 nucleotides. Its product is annotated as protein PLANT CADMIUM RESISTANCE 2-like. NCBI's taxonomy places the organism in Eukaryota, Viridiplantae, Streptophyta, Magnoliopsida, Sapindales, Anacardiaceae. The record is from RefSeq and is a predicted model, not a curated record. The transcript has 4 exons. The coding region runs from base 86 to 598 and encodes 170 amino acids.